This is a messenger RNA of Arabidopsis arenosa, 901 nucleotides long. Lineage: Eukaryota; Viridiplantae; Streptophyta; Magnoliopsida; Brassicales; Brassicaceae. The record is from the annotation of a GenBank genome assembly.
GGAUUCAAACCAAACAAAACAGUUUGGAUCUCAAAUUUUUAACAGUUUAUUAGGAUAUACUCUCUGUAUAAAACAUGUUCGUCAACUCUCUAACACAAGUAAUCUCUUGUCUUUCUUUGAACGGAAACAGUGCAGAGGUUGCAGCUCCUUACGUCAAUGAUCAUGUCACCUACAUUCCUAAAGGGCAUGCGGAUCACUGCUCAGCUUCCUUGGAAGUGUUAUCUGCCCUUGAGUAUAUGGCUCCCAUGCACUGUCGUGUUAAUGAUGUCGGACUGAUGGCUGAUCCGAUGACAGAUGAGGUAUUUGCAAAAGUUGAGAUUACGCAGUUAUUUGGGGAAAAUCGUGAUACUCUACCUAAGCCACCAAGGCCAUAUAUGCAGCAUAUGAUAUAUCCUUUAGCCAAGCCAAUCCAUGAACAUGCGGAUCUUCAACAACUCUCGCUCACUCGGAGCUUUUUAGGAAUGUGCUCUGCCUCUGACCAGUUUACCACAUUUAAGGUGAUAGAUUUUGCUGAGAAAAACUGGACGUUCAAGCUCAUGUUCAGAUCCGAGCAUCAAGAUUACUUAAUGACUGAUGAUUGGGCUUCUUUUGUGAGAGAAAAAUCGGUUCAAGUUGGUGAUGUCGUGGUGUUCUUGAUAGACCUCAUCUCGGAUAAGACACGUUUUACUAUUAGGAGAGGCUCGGUGAGUGUGGGAAGAAGGCACUAUCUUAACCUUGAAGCCUUUAGCAAAGCAGUUGGAAGUUUAAGUUAGGCUGUCAAAACCUCCAUUACAUAUUACCCGGGAUAUGUUAACUCAGAUUUUUUGGUACCGGCACAUGCAUUUCAGCAAAGUCUUUGAUUAGCCUGGGCAAGUGGUAUAAGGGUUACUAAAUGUAUAGAUAAUAUAGAACUUCAAGGCAC